AUGAGACCACUGAGCUCCAGUUCUGCCUGUCACCUGCCGGUGUCCAUAAGUGAGCUGACAAAGCCCCAUGGCCAGCAGCGUCGGCUGACUGAUGUUGUGGAAAGAGUUGCAAAAGAGAAGGAAAGGAUCAUUGACAAGAUCCAGAUUGACAAGGGGGGAGACAGUCAUAGGAUAUCAGAGAUGCUUUGUUCUGAUUCCUUGUCACUCAGCUCAUCUGAAAUAGAAAGUACAGAAGGCUUGGGAUUUAGUAUUACUUCAAGAGAUGUCCCAAUUGGUGGCUCUGCUCCAAUUUAUGUGAAAAACAUCCUUCCGAGAGGUGCUGCUAUUCAAGAUGGGAGACUAAAAGCUGGAGACCGAUUAAUUGAGGUAAAUGGAGUGGAUUUAACAGGCAAAACUCAAGAAGAAGUUGUGUCCUUGCUACGAAGCACCAAGAUGGGAGGGACUGUCGGCCUUCUGAUUUUUCGACAGGAAGAAACAUUCCAUCCAAGGGAACUGAAUGCAGAACAAAGCCAGUCACAAAUUCCAAAGGAAACGAAAGCAGAAGAGGAGGAGCUUGUCCUCACACCUGAUGGCACCAGGGAAUUCCUGACCUUUGAAGUUCCACUGAAUGACUCUGGAUCAGCUGGACUUGGUGUGAGCGUCAAAGGUAACCGGUCAAAAGAAAACCAUGCCGAUUUAGGAAUCUUCGUCAAGUCCAUUAUUAACGGUGGAGCGGCAUCCAAGGAUGGCAGGCUUCGAGUGAACGAUCAACUAAUAGCAGUAAAUGGAGAAUCAUUAUUGGGCAAAACAAAUCAAGAUGCUAUGGAAACCUUAAGGAGGUCCAUGUCCACUGAAGGAAACAAACGGGGAAUGAUUCAGCUUAUUGUGGCGAGGCGAAUAAGUAAAUGCAAUGAGCUGGAGUCACCUGGGAGCCCCUCUGGGCCAGAGCUGCCCAUAGAGACUCUGCUGGACGACCGCGAACGGAGGAUUUCCCACUCCCUCUACGGCGGGAUCGAGGGUCUCAGCGAGUCGCCCACAAGGAACGCAGCGCUGAAUAGGAUAAUGGGUAAAUACCAGCUGUCUCCAACGGUGAACAUGCCCCAAGAUGACACUGUCAUUAUUGAAGAUGACAGGCUGUCAGUCCUCCCUCCCCAUCUCUCUGACCAGUCGUCAUCCAGUUCCCACGAUGAUGUUGGGUUUGGCACUGUUGAUGCUGGUGGAUGGGCUAAAGCUGCAAUUAAUGAGUCAACAGAUUGCACUCUUAGUCCAGAUGUUGAUCCAGUGCUUGCCUUCCAGCGAGAGGGUUUUGGACGCCAGAGCAUGUCAGAAAAGCGUACAAAGCAAUUUUCAGAUGCCAGUCAGUUGGAGUUUGUUAAAACACGAAAAUCCAAAAGCAUGGAUCUAGUAGCUGACGAGACUAAGCUCAGUACAAUGGAUGACCAGAAAACAGGUUCCCCAACCAGAGAUGUGGGGCCUUCAUUAGGUCUGAAGAAAUCCAGCUCAUUAGAAAGUCUGCAGACAGCCGUUGCUGAGGUGACUCUGAAUGGUGAUAUUCCUUUCCACCGCCCGCGCCCGCGAAUUAUCCGAGGACGAGGCUGCAAUGAAAGCUUCAGAGCUGCCAUAGACAAAUCAUAUGAUAAACCUGUAGCUGAUGAUGAUGAUGAAGGCAUGGAAACUUUGGAGGAAGACACAGAGGAGAGCUCAAGAUCUGGUAGAGAAUCUGUGUCCACAGCAAGUGACCAGCCAUCCCACUCAUUGGAGAGACAGAUGAAUGGAAGCCAAGAUAAAGGUGACAGAAAAAAGGCUGGAAAGGAAAAGAAGAAGGAUCGAGAUAAAGAGAAGGAUAAAAUUAAGGCAAAGAAAGGAAUGCUGAAAGGCUUAGGAGACAUGUUCAGGUAG
This is a messenger RNA of Cariama cristata (Red-legged seriema), 1878 nucleotides long. Its product is annotated as partitioning defective 3 homolog. The transcript has 12 exons. Gene Ontology annotation, cellular component: cell cortex; apical plasma membrane; apical junction complex. Gene Ontology annotation, molecular function: phosphatidylinositol binding; protein binding. The record is from RefSeq and is a predicted model, not a curated record. Gene Ontology annotation, biological process: cell adhesion; microtubule cytoskeleton organization; establishment of centrosome localization. NCBI's taxonomy places the organism in Eukaryota, Metazoa, Chordata, Aves, Cariamiformes, Cariamidae. Bases 1 to 1878 code for a protein of 625 amino acids.